This is a messenger RNA of Podarcis muralis (Common wall lizard), 3501 nucleotides long. It is a transcript of the gene CFAP90, whose product is annotated as cilia and flagella associated protein 90. The record is from RefSeq and is a predicted model, not a curated record. NCBI's taxonomy places the organism in Eukaryota, Metazoa, Chordata, Lepidosauria, Squamata, Lacertidae.
GCAGAUUUCCAAAAAGUAGCAAGGAGAGACAAAAGGGCCUUCUUAAAUGAGCAAUGCAAAGAAAUAAGAGAAAACAAGACAGCCCAAAAGGCUGCACAUGGAACUGCUGUAAUGCUCUAUGGUUCCAGGUGCUCUUCAAUAGCAGCUGCUGCUGAGGAACAUCUGAGCCUCCCAGCAGCCUCUUUGUAAGCACAAAUCAAUAAUGUCCAGUUUCUCCGCUUAUUCAAUCUUUAAUGCCUUCCCCAUUGCUUUAGCACCUUUGGCCCCUCUUCCAGAUGGAUGCAUCCCCACCUCCUGGAGCCUGGCCGGCCUAUCCAUCAUUGAUGUGGGUGUCUCACAUUUUGGAAGCUAUACAACAUCAUACGGAAGACCCUGUCCAGUGAAUUCAUUCUCAAGCCCAGCUUUAGUGAUCCUUGUCAGAUCCAGGAAUACUUGUGGCCUUUUGCUGCAAUCUCCUCUAGACAAAUUGGUUUUAAGCUCCUUUGUUCACGCAGAAGCAGCUUUUCUCAGCCUUCCAGUCUCCUUUAUAUGUUGUCUGACAUCACAGACCGUCUCUUAGUAACCAAAGAACUCAGCAGACGGGGGGGGGGGGCUGGCUGGAGCAAAAGCGGCCACUGGAGCCCUGAAGGCAGCCAGCCUGCCUCCCAGCAAAGCUUUUAGGCUUCAGUAGGGAAUGCAAGAAGCCCAAAAUGGGGAAGAACUGGGAGCAGAAGAGGAAGAGUUGGAGGAACUGGGAGGCAUCAAUGAACAACUAAUAAGGAAACACCAGCUGCCACUCUCAGCACAGUCAGCCUUCAGCUAUGUUCCCCCCCGACGCAAAGAUCCCCCUGAACUCAGCUAUUUUCACCAAGAGAGCAAGCCAGGAAUUGUUUCCCUGUACGACUGCAUCUUUAAAAGACCCAUGGGCUAUGACGAAAAACUCCACCGCUGUGACAGAGAACACGCCAAAAGCAGAGGACUUCAUAUUAAUGAUGAGGAAAAAGCAAGGCCUAUGGCAGUCUUGUCCUCCUCUGAAUAUGGGCGACGCAUAGACAAGCCCGUGGAGCAGCUGGUCAGAGACCAUGUGCGCAUUAAACACGUUCAGGCGGAAUUCUACAGGAAAAACGGAAUAGCUUGCUUGAUAGAAAAAUCAUCCAGAAACAUUGAAGCAACCUAAGGCUACUUGUUGUGAUUGAUAGCAGGGAAGAAUUAAUGUGCCUGGGUUUUGUUUCUGUAUUAUUUCCUGUACUGUGCUACUGGGAUUUUGGGGGAAAUCCAAUAUUGCAUCAUAUCAUCUGAUGAAUUCUUUGCAGGGUUGCUAAAUUAAGUGAGGCAUGUUUUACUUGAAUGUGCCUGUAACAUGGCAACAUUUAUACAACGAGCAGCUCACAACAGCAGUCUACAAGGAGCAUUAGCUCAUAAUACAAUAUUCGGGGAAGAGGGCGCAGUUGCUCCCAUGACAAGGGGGUUUCCGCUUUUUUCAGUGCAUCCUGCUUGCUAAAGCAGCCAUGUGCUUGUCUGUGAGUACUAGACUCAACCAUUUCUUAUGACAUGCUAAUAAUAUGCAGGUUAGAGCUUUGAUUCACAAAUCAAUGGAUGUUAGAUCACAAAUGAAGGUGCUGACAACAUGCUUUUGCUUAAUGUGUCUUUUCUCCCCUCAUUCUUGGAAACAAAACCUUGUUGCAUAUCUCAUCGUUACCAUGUCUUAUAGUGUUAACAGCUUAGUAUAGUUAUAAAGCAAAAUUAUUCAUCCAUGCAUUCAGAAUGCUCAGAUAAUGAUAAAUCUGCAAAAUAAAAAAGCUUAGGAAAAGAUAUGCAUUUAUUUGACAGUACAGUAUGCACAUCAUGAUUCACAGAGCCAAAGGCAGCCCACCAAACUUGGGCUGGAGCUGUGUCCAAGUUCAAGGGUCACCAACCUCACAUUCAGAGGUGUUAUGGCGCCUGCAAAGGCCUUCUUUGAUGCAUCUGGGAUGAACCAUAACCCCCCGAUUCAUUUUUAAGAAAAGCUUAUAGUAUUUUAGAAUCUGAGAUAUGAAGCAAAAUAUAUAAGCAGCAUUCCGCCAAUUUUUUGUGAGAAACUAGCCUGCUCCAACCCCUCUCACUUACUUCCCCACUCUGGUCUGGGAAAAAAUCCCAUGGGUGCCCAGAGGAAGAGCUGCCUGAGUAGUGAGAAGGGGGGGGGAGGAGCAUAAGUGCUCUUUGAGAGAAGGAACACAGGUAUUUGUGGCCUGUGUGAGAGAGAUGUCUGUGUGGGUGGCAGACCAAUGGCUGUGUGCCUGCGGUCUGUAUGUGUCUGCUUUGUUGAGAUUCCUACAUUGCAGGGGGUGGGACUAGAUGACUCUACAGUUCUAUCACCUGAUGGUUCUAUGUGCACCUGAGUGUGAAUGUGGUGCGGGCACCUUGUAACUUGGUACUGGGGAAUGCUCCCUGUUGCAAUUAGGCAGCAACAUCCUCUGUGUGUUUGUCUGAGAGAGAAUCAAUAUUGUGCACUCCACACUCAGGAUCAGCAGGACAUAGCAGACUUCCCAUUGUAAGCCAGAGGUUAUCCAGGUGUGGGAAUGAUGGCAAUUACUAAAGUCUCCCCAAUUUUCUAUUAUGCCUCUCCUCCAUGGCAGCCAUUUUUUGAAGGGUGUCCAUGGCACUUUCUCAGAAUUCAAAAUGUGCCAGGCGAUCCCUGCCCUAGUGCUUGAAGGGAAUUAUUCAAAUCAAGAUUUACAGCCCCAAAUAUCUAUUUAAAUCUCUAUUUCCAUACAGUAUUGUUAUUGUUACAGCUCUUGGCCUGUAGCUGUAAAAAGCAGGCAGACACAACCAUGGCUUGAGGCGAGAAGCAAUUUGGAAGAAACUUACGAGUCACUUGGACUGGCAGUGAUGUUUCUUUUAGUGCCAUCACAGGUAUUACUGUAACUUUAAGGGGCCAGAAGCCAAAGGGCAAUGUCUAAGCGACCUGACACUUUGGGGUCCAAGCAAAUGUGUCUGGAAGUUGUGUCUGGGAUGGGUUUUCAUUUAACUGCUUUAAAAUGGUUCUGGAGCUCUCUCUUAUAAGAUGUUGCAACAAGACGGGGAAGGACUUCUUAGAGGUGAAACUAACAAGGUUGGAGCACUUUCACUGCAAAUGUGGGUGUUUUUUCAGUGAAUGAGUUUAAUCCUUUCCCCCUGUAUAGUCCAAAUGGUGGAAUUAGCCCUAGAAGGGGAGUUUCCAUUAGCACCAAUAUAGCAGCUUCAGUGUUGGUCUUAAUCAGGAUUGCAGUGGGGAAGAAAUAACUAACACACCUCCCUGUGAUCCCUUAGUAAAAUAGCCUCUCCUGCUAGCUAUUAACAUUAAACAUCACUUUAAUGUCACUGCUAGUUCAGCUCACAAAUUCAGGCACCUGUGAAGAGUAAAUAGCCUGAAAAUAACAAAUCUCUUGGCAUUUCCUGUGGCAAUUUGUUUUGGGCUGGGGGGGGGAGUGUAACAAAAUAUUUUUCCCAGUUUUAUUUGGGAUGAAUACAGUCACACUAAAAAAUAAAUCUAGUUGUAUUUUA